This is a messenger RNA of Microstroma glucosiphilum, 3035 nucleotides long. RefSeq lists its product as hypothetical. The transcript has a single exon. Gene Ontology annotation, cellular component: Rpd3S complex. The coding region runs from base 164 to 2800 and encodes 878 amino acids. Gene Ontology annotation, biological process: regulation of transcription by RNA polymerase II. The record is from RefSeq and is a predicted model, not a curated record. NCBI's taxonomy places the organism in Eukaryota, Fungi, Basidiomycota, Exobasidiomycetes, Microstromatales, Microstromataceae.
UUUCGCACAUAUUCGCAUUAUCAGAAGGACAUCUAGGUCUGCCACACCCAAUGCAACUACGGGAGCGCCUGUGCACUCCACGAGCGAUGUACAAGCGGAUGACCGGCCCCAAGGUGGCUUGCCAGCCGACACCGCCGAGUCAGCUUCUAGUGCUGAUGUCUCUAUGGCAGACGUGCUGGCUGAGCCGGCCCAGUCGACCAAAAGUGCCGCUGGUGUGGUCAAUGGCGGUACGUCAAUGUCGGCGCCAAAUACAGAGAACGAUCAGGCUGUCGGUGACAUGCAGGUCAUAGCAGACUCCCCGUCCAUUGGUGCAGAUAUGACUUCAUCAAGUGCCACCGAGGGUAUUGACGCCCUCCAGGCACCGCGGUUGCCCACGCACGCCCAGGACCAUGGUGCCGCCCUUGCCCCGACCGCGCGAUCGGAUGGGCAAAAGUCAGAUCGCGACUUGGCCCAAGCAUCGCGACUUGACCAGCUUCCCAACACUUCAACAGUCGCUCCAUCUGCCCUCGACGGGGAGAUGGAAAGCAACAAACCACAAGACCAGGACAUCGCAAUGGCGGAGGAGGGAGAUAGCACACAAGAGGGUAGCAGUAGUGGCCUGGUUCCGACGGGGAAGCGCGCAACGGCAACAAAAAAGCGUCGCUCCACUCAGACGACGAAAGCGCCGGUGACAAUCACAGAUGGCAACACGACUCCAUCUAGAGCGUCAUCAGUGUCAAGAGGCGAAGUGUCGGAAAGCGGCAGUGUCACAACACCACACCGCACCGCCUCAACCUUGAUACCAGAGGAUAUUAGUGGCCCGUCUAGAGAUGUGCUUGCGUUGUCCGCUUCACCUACACUCGCAUCUCUAUCCGCGGCGAGGCCAACCCGAGCAGCAGUAGCCAAAGUAGCGGCAAGGGGAUCAUACUACGAUGCCAGUACAUACGAGGUGCAAAGCCCCCUCCAAGCUGCUGUUGUGAAGAACAUUCAGACGACUCCUAGAUCCACGUCAGCCAAUCGUCGAGUAAACGGCUCUGCGAGCAGGGCAGUAGCGACUUCUGCUUCAUCAUUGACAGGAACACCGACACCGACGAGUAAAGCCGCUAAUGACAAGGGAAAGGAGAAGGAGGUCGACAACGCAGUGGAUGGCAAAGAAGGACUCAACGAGGAGGCUCUGAAUGAGGACUUCUGCUCCACUUGCCGAGGUACCGGUCACUUUAUCUGUUGCGAUUCUUGCCCUCGCUCCUUUCACUUUGCUUGCGUCAAUCCCCCUUUGGAUAUCAACGAGGUCCCCCUCGAUGACAAUUCCGAAUGGCAUUGCAGAGCAUGCUCAGCACAGCGGCGAUCAAGCAGCCAGGGGACUCAGAAGAAGGGCAGCGCCAAGCAACAACGCAGUGCUGCUAGAGGCGGGCGCUUCUUUGCUCCUCUCGUCGAUCAAACCGAGAGCAGCAAUCCCUCCAUCUUUGCGCUUCCGCCCGACAUCAAAUCCUUUUUCAAGAACGUUGCCACAGCAGCAGAUGGAUCUUAUCAGGACCUCGGUCGUCAGCGAGCGAUCAAAGCUGACCGGAAAGGGUUGAUCGAAGAGCGAGACCCGUAUCGCUUGAAAGACGCCAAGGGGAAGGACAUCCUGUGCUACCACUGUGGACAAAGUGCCUUGCCAAAGGACUGGAACCCUCGCCGUGGCGAUGAUGCCACUCCAAACUCCUCGUGGCGCUGUCUAGUCUCAUGCGACUAUUGUUCUCUACAUUGGCACCUGGACUGUCUCAACCCACCUCGAGCAAGCAUCCCGUCCUCACUGUACAAGUGGAGAUGUCCUUGCCACAUCGAGGACCUUCUGGUCAAGACGCGUACUGCCAAAGCAGGGACACAGCUUCAAGUUGUAGACCUCCCAGUGCCCACUUUGCUCAACACUGGCUUCGGGCCCGGCAAGAUCUAUCGGCCUCGGGUUCUCAACUCGGGCGUGAUCGACAUCGUACCCGAUCCGAUGGACACCUACUUUACUGCUGCUUCUUCGUCAGACACCUCUGGCAGGAGUCUCCAGCCUGGAUGGAUGAAUGGCGGCCGAGCAGACAUGCCCCCACUGGUGGAUGGUGAGAUCCCCGGGGGUGGUAUGAGAAGAGUCAAAUUCCGUUUGCCGGAGAAGGUGGUGCGGACAGACUGGUGGAUGAAGGUCCUCCAAGGUGGUAGAGAUGCUCUUAUCAGCGGGGAGAAACGGGGAGCAAGCGCCAUGGAACUCCUGGCUUCGAUUGCGACGGAUGAGCUCGAGCAUCAAGGAGAAGCAAGGGACUUGGUGCAGCUCGCACUCACUGGCUCUCAACCCCCUUCGAUGCGUGUCCAGCCCUUGGUGAGCCACAGUAAGCCGCAGGAACCUCUGAGAAAGGGCUUUGUCCCCCAUCCGGGCGGUAAGCUCAAAAGGGAGGAGGACGAGCAAUGGGCUGAAUCGGCAAUGAGGGGCAGCUUGCACCUAGUAGAUGACGAGGAAGAGGGAGCUGUGACAGGAAAGGCAAAGACGAAUGGAAGUGUCCGGGCGGCGGCAGUCUCUGCAUCAGCAGCAGUACCUUCAGCGUCUUCGGAGAGCGACCUGACGGAUCUCAGUGACGAGGAGGGCAAGGGCAAGGCAAAGGCGAAGGUCGCCUCGAGCGAAGCGAUCGACGAUGCUGCCACGCCUCGCUCUGGCAAACGUGCCAAGGUCGCUCACCCAUCCGACAAGGCCUCGUCCACGCCGCUCACACAGGAGGAGCUUGAUUCACUGCUGGCUGUGAGGGAGCUGAUGAGGAAGAAGGGAGAGGGAAAGUUGAUGAACUUCCUCAUGGCAGAGUAGACCUCCCGGGCGUUGCCCUCGGGAAUUACGUCGCUCUUGGCGGAGCUGCUCCCCUGCUCGCUCUCGAGCUGCAAUACCACAUCCAUCAUACUCGCACUGCUUCUUGUUUUUCUCCUCACUCCAUCUGUAUCUAUCACUACUAUUCCCACUCUGCAAUCGGACAGCAAGUGCACGAACGUUUCGCAGGCUGCCUUUUAAAUCUGUCUGCUGAAGGGGAAGAAGGCGCCGGCGGAGG